Molecule: messenger RNA, 843 nt
Organism: Pelagomonas calceolata
Lineage: Eukaryota; Pelagophyceae; Pelagomonadales; Pelagomonadaceae
Source: the annotation of a GenBank genome assembly
GCGUCAAUUAUGGCUCAAUCAGUGCUCCCAAAAGAGAUUGGUGACGCGGCUCAGGAUGGCGAAAUGAGUCAGGUCUGCGCGUGGCUCGACGCGGGCGGCUCCGUCGACGCGCGGGACGACGACGGCUUCACGCUUGUAAAUUGCUGCGCGUAUGGACCUGGACCCCUCUUUAUGGUUGGAGACGAGCAGUUGGCUUUGGCGCGCCAUCUCGUGUCUCGUGGAGCAAACGUUAAUAUAUGCCCCUACGACGGCGUUGGGUGGUCCCCGUUACACCAUGCCUGUGGCAAUAUUCGCACAGAUUGUGCAGCGUCGUCCAUGGUUUCACUUCUAUUGGCCGCAGGGGCGAACGUAAACGCCAGAAAUCAAGACGGCGAUACGCCGCUCGCGAUUGGCCUUAACGACUUCAAUGCUCAGCGAGGGACGGACCAUUGGCUGGACGUUGUGACGUUACUUUUGAAAGGAGGGGCGUCGUUAGACGAGUGCAGAAGUGGAAGGUCGGCCGAGGACAUAUUAGUGAAUGGAUUCCGAGCGGACCGAACCUCCUCUGCAGUGCCCUCCGAGCCUGAGCAGGAAAAUGUAAAUCGGCUCGCCGAUAACUUCCUCGCUGUUAAAGCUCUCAUAGACAAUGUGCGAAAACACGGGUCGUACAAACGCUACAUGAGAGCGCCGCAUCGAGACGUCCUUGCCUGCCGCAGCCUCGCGAUGCGGGGUUACCUCGCGCCGAAGGGGACGCGUCGCACGCGCGGGGCUCAGAAAUGGAAGGCGGCCGUCGCCUUCCUCGCCAAGCAGGGCGACAACGGCAUCGUCUGGACCGUCCUCAGCUACUGGCGCGCGACUGAAUAA